Messenger RNA from Sciurus carolinensis (gray squirrel), 2454 nucleotides. It is a transcript of the gene Psrc1, whose product is annotated as proline and serine rich coiled-coil 1. Gene Ontology annotation, biological process: mitotic metaphase chromosome alignment. The record is from RefSeq and is a predicted model, not a curated record. Lineage: Eukaryota; Metazoa; Chordata; Mammalia; Rodentia; Sciuridae. Gene Ontology annotation, molecular function: microtubule binding. The coding region runs from base 259 to 1239 and encodes 326 amino acids. The transcript has 8 exons. Gene Ontology annotation, cellular component: microtubule cytoskeleton; spindle microtubule; spindle pole.
CCUCCCCGCGGGAGUCUUUCUGGGAACGCCUCUCCUACCCAUCCCACCUUCGACCCAGUCGGCCGACUUUCGGUUGGCUGUCUGUCGUAGCCCCGCCCCCUGAGGAUUGCCAAUCACCGUGCGCAUGCGGCAGAAGAGGGUGGGUCCUAAGAAAUUCGAAAGGAGCCCCGCCCUCUGGGAGCCGGCUCCGGGGACUAGAUUAUGAGAAGAAAGCUUCUUAGUGGAAGGUCUGAGCUAACUCGCUCCUGCUGACUGGACAUGGAGGAUUUGGAGGAAGAAGUCAAGUUUAUUGUGGAUGAGACCCUGGACUUUGGAGGCUUGUCCCCAUCUGACAGUCGUGAGGAGGAAGAUGUAGCAGUAUCGGUGACUCCAGAGAAACCACUCCGACGGGGCCUCUUCCACCGAAGUGACCCAAAUGCAGUGGCCCCUGCACCCCAGGGUAUAAGGUUCAGCUUAGGGCCUCUCAGUCCAGAAAAGCUGGAGGAGAUCCUUGAUGAAGCCAACCGGCUGGCAGCUCAGUUGGAGCAGUGUGCCCUUCAGGAGCAGGAGAGCCCAGGCCAGGGCCCAGGGCCUCUCCGAGGGAAGCCCAGCCCUCGCCGCGAGACCUUUGUGCUGAAGGACAGCCCUGUUCGAGACCUACUACCCAAUGUCAGCUCUUUGGCUUGGAGUACACCCUCCCCAGGCAGCCUGACACCUCGGCUCCGGAGCAGUGACAAGAAAGGGUCAACCAGGGCUCUUAGAGUGACUCCUGGAAAGAGGCCUUCCAGUGUGAAGAGGGAAUCACCCACUUGUAAUCUGUUGCCUGCAUCCAAAAGCCCAGCAUCAUCUCCUCUUGCACGAUCAACUCCUCCGCUCCGGGGGAAAGCUGGGCCCAGUGCAAGGGCAACAGCAAGCCCACCUACCCCUGUCAGACAAGCCUUGGCCCCACAGCCUUCAACCAGCAACUCUCAACGCCAGUCCCGGCCACAGGGAACAACUGCUAAGUCUUCCAGUCGACUGCCCAUUCCCUCAGCUGUCCCCAGGCCCUCCAGCCGAAUGCCACUCACCAGCCGUUGUUUACCACCUGGCAAAGGUGCCCUACCUCCAGAUUCUGUGUCAACUCGGAAAGGGCUUCUAAGACCAAGCACUGCAGGGCACAGAGUUCCUGUUUCCCAGCGACCAAACCUUCCUGUCACUGGUGCCACUCGCAGCAAUCUGCAGCCUCCCAGGAAAGUUGCAGUCUCUGGACCUACCAGGUAAAGAAAUCAAGACGGCAAGCAAGAAUUCAGUAGCAAACCACUACAGUCACUGCCUGGAUCAUUUAUAAUAGCAGGCCCUGAUUCCAUCAGAUUCUGGCCCAGGGACAGGAGAAUGACGUGCCACUAGGGCUGAUACCCCCUGGAGUAAGAGACCAUAGGAGAUGGGGUAGAUUUGGGUUUUACUGGAGGAGACUCAAACUCUCUGGGCUGAAAGAAGAUGAGGAGAAAAGAGGUGACCUCCCAGCAGUAAAACUAGCAAAAAGAAAAUGAAGAAUGCAGGCAAGUGGCUUGUGCUCUCCACCCCCACUCUUGCGGUCAGCCCCAGAGAAUUUGAUAUUCUUCCCAGACCUCUGUUCACUGGAUGAGUCCAUGUGAAUGGCCUCCGUAGCCAGCCCCUGCUCUCUGAGGAGAGGUCUUCCUGAAUCAUAUCCUCCACUGGACUCAGGCCUGUUUGGAGAGGCGAGGCAGGCACUUGGUCUCCAGAGCUUGUUUCUUGUGAAUUCUGUGACUCCUCACAGGCCAGCUGAUGAUAAGCUUACUCUGUCUGUGUUUCUUUAAAAUAAAAUGAAUGUAUUUUUUUUUUAAUUUCCUGUAUAUCCAAAAGUAGAUACUGCUCCAAUUUCUAAUAAAUUUGGAGUAAACCUCUGUGUAACUCUGUGGAGAAAGCUGGAAUAGACCUCCCAGGCAGGGGCCCAAAUAGGUCCUAAGGCCUUGAGCUUCCAGCUCAUCAGGCUGUAACUACCUCUGCCGUGUCCCCACUGCUGUUGGCAUUUGAUGGGAACAAGCUACCUUUCUGCAGAUUCAGAUAUUAUUAGAAGGUCCAGGUCAAAGAUAAGUAUACCUUAAAUCAGAUUGCAUGUGGCAGUUAUGCUAGGAUCCAGGUAAAUUAUUAUUCAUAUCCUAAACUUGAAUGUCCUUUUCUGGCAAGACACUGGAGCAUCCUUGUGUGCUGUACUUAUGAGAUGAGGAGAUCCUUUGGUGAUGUUCAACUUCCCUGAUCACCUCAGACAGAAGAUGCCAGGACAUCUUGUCAUAUUCUGCCUCACAUCAUUUGAGUUGUCUAUCCUCUCAUCUCCCCUACUGGACUUGAGAGCUACCAUCAGAAUUUAUGAACUUGUGCAGUGCCCUAAUAUUGUGAGAUGGAUGUGGCAGAGCUUUUCAUUCAUUUAUUUAGAAAAUGUUUUGAGUGCAAGAUGGUGGUUGUUGAAUAAAUGAC